AGAGCUUUCAGAUUUUGUUGAGCUUGUAUUCUUUCUGGUUUUUGCCCGCUGGCUCGCUCUGUUGGUGUUUGAAACCGCGGAGGAGGAAGAGGAGGGAGAGAGCUGUUGGAGUUUCUCUCUCUUCUUGCGAAUAUUUUGUUUUUGUGUUCUUAAUUUUCUAGAUUUUCUUCUGGAGUAGAAAUUGAAAUUGGAUCGCGAUUAGGGUUUGGGCUUGGAGGGAAGCUGGAACCAUGAAUGUCAUGCGUCGGCUCAAGAGUAUUGCUUCUGGUCGCUCCUCUUUUUCCUCUGAUCCUGGUGGGGAUAUCGGGACAAAAAGAGCAAAGGUUGAUCCAGAAACUGAACAGAAGGUUAAUGGGGAACUGAAUGCAGUUGAGAGCUGUGACAAUUGCCCGGAUCAGCAUAUGGCUUCUGCUUUGUUGGAAACGGUUCCAAGCACAUCCGGAAAUUCGAAUGCUAGGAUUGAAAAUUCUGGUUAUGAUCAGCUUCCCCAAGAAUUGCGUGAAAUGAGAAUUAGAGAUGAAAAAACUGCUGGCCACAAUGAUAAGGAUAUGGAGGCUACAGUUGUGAAAGGUAAUGGGACAGAAACAGGCCAGAUUAUUGCAACCACGGUUGGUGGUCAGAAUGGGCAACCAAAACAGACCAUCUCGUAUAUGGCAGAGCGGGUGGUUGGCACUGGUUCUUUCGGAGUUGUCUUUCAGGCUAAGUGCCUGGAAACAGGUGAAUUAGUUGCAAUAAAGAAGGUACUGCAAGAUAGGAGAUACAAGAACAGAGAACUUCAGAUUAUCCGCUUACUUAAUCACCCUAACGUUGUUCAGCUGAAGAACUGUUUCUUUUCAACUACUGAAAAAGAUGAGCGAUAUCUCAACCUUGUAUUGGAGUAUGUAUCUGAAACUGUUUAUAGAGUUUCAAGGCACUAUAGCAGGGCGAACCAACAUGUGCCCAAUAUUUUUGUACAGCUCUAUACAUACCAGAUAUGCCGUGCACUAAAUUACUUGCAUCAUGUUGUUGGUGUCUGUCACCGUGACAUAAAGCCACAAAACUUGUUGGUCAAUUCCCAUACACAUCAGUUGAAAAUAUGUGAUUUUGGAAGUGCAAAGAUGCUGGUGCCGGGUGAACCCAACAUAUCAUAUAUUUGCUCGCGGUAUUAUCGGGCUCCGGAACUGAUAUUUGGGGCAACUGAAUAUACAACCGCUAUUGAUAUGUGGUCGGUUGGCUGUGUUUUGGCCGAGCUUCUCCUUGGACAGCCACUGUUCCCUGGUGAAAGUGGUGUUGAUCAGCUGGUUGAAAUCAUUAAGGUCCUGGGAACUCCAACUAGAGAAGAAAUUAAGUGCAUGAAUCCAAAUUAUACGGAGUUUAAGUUUCCCCAGAUCAAAGCUCAUCCAUGGCACAAGAUAUUUCAGAAGCGAAUGCCUCCUGAAGCAGUGGAUCUCGUGUCAAGACUGCUCCAGUAUUCACCAAAUCUACGUUGUAAUGCGUUGGAGGCAUGCGCCCACCACUUUUUUGAUGACCUGAGAGACCCUAAUGCAUGCUUGCCUAAUGGACGAGCACUUCCUCCUCUCUUCAAUUUUACAGCUCAAGAAUUGGCUGGUGCAUCUACUGAAUUGCGUCAGCGUCUCAUCCCAGAACACUCGAGGAAAUAGAGGUGGCGAACGUGAUGUUGUCAUAUAUGUAGGCAUUGUAAAUCAGUUUUGGAUGCUUACAACAUUCAACACAUUAUGCCUAACCCAAAUUUUCUUGGAGCUUUCAGCUUUUAUGCUUUCACCGAUCAGUUAUGAAAAAAUAUAUAUGCUUUCUGUGGGUGGUUAUGAUAAUUGAGAAAAAAAAGGUUGCGAACAAAUUGGUACGACGCAGUUCAUGGGCUUUAUGAUGGAUAUCUGGAGGGACGAUAAGCAGGAGAAUGAGUGGGACUACUCGGGGAAGGAGGUUGCACCAUUUUCUUUAUUUACAGUGGUAUGUUUUAUAUAUCUCAACUAUGAAUGAUGACUGGUUACAAAUAUGUCAUCUUGCCAAUACGGUUUAAUGAACAGACCGAUACAUAGUUGAAAUUUUAGUCUUUAGCGGCCAUUUUGGAUGGCGCAUAAUGUUU
Molecule: messenger RNA, 2086 nt
Organism: Tripterygium wilfordii
Lineage: Eukaryota; Viridiplantae; Streptophyta; Magnoliopsida; Celastrales; Celastraceae
Product: shaggy-related protein kinase epsilon-like
Exons: 13
Coding region: 231-1640 (469 amino acids)
Biological process (GO): signal transduction; protein phosphorylation
Cellular component (GO): cytoplasm
Molecular function (GO): protein serine/threonine kinase activity; ATP binding
Source: RefSeq, a predicted model, not a curated record